Molecule: messenger RNA, 3772 nt
Organism: Phycodurus eques (leafy seadragon)
Lineage: Eukaryota; Metazoa; Chordata; Actinopteri; Syngnathiformes; Syngnathidae
Gene: npas1
Product: neuronal PAS domain protein 1
Exons: 12
Coding region: 250-2670 (806 amino acids)
Biological process (GO): regulation of transcription by RNA polymerase II
Molecular function (GO): RNA polymerase II transcription regulatory region sequence-specific DNA binding; DNA-binding transcription factor activity, RNA polymerase II-specific; protein dimerization activity
Source: RefSeq, a predicted model, not a curated record
GUGUUUGUUUGCUGUGUUUAGGAUCGAGGAGGUGGGGUGGGGUGGGGGGCACCCUGGACAGGGCAGAGCUAGGGAACCGGAGAAGAGGAAGAGAGAAAGAGAGAGAGAGAGAGAGAGAGAGAGACAAAGUGGAUGAGAUCAGAAGCAGCACAUCCCAAGCUGGAAAUGCCCGUCAGGUCUGAGUCUGUCAGCUCGCCCGCCAAUCAGAGCCUUCGUUAAGAGCGGCGUGGGCGCCAGAUUGGGAGAAGGAUGGCCACCAUGCCAUUUGUCAGUGAGGGGAAGUGUGUGAGCGUGGAAUGGGAUUUCCUGCAAGGACUUCUGGCCAAGCCUCCUACCCUGCCCUGUCUGCAGAACCUGCGCAAAGAGAAGUCGCGCAAUGCGGCCCGGUCGAGACGCGGGAAGGAGAACUUUGAGUUUUUCGAGCUGGCCAAGAUGCUGCCCCUGCCCGGCGCCAUCACCAGCCAGCUGGACAAGGCCUCCGUCAUCCGGCUGACCAUCAGCUACCUGCACAUGCGAACCUUCGCCAGUCAGGGGGACCCGCCCUGGAGCCCCCUGCUGGAGGGAGACAGGAACUGUAGCAAAGUGAGACGGUCCUCACAUUCGCUGGCCACUGACAUCUUCGAACAGCACCUGGGGGCGCAUCUCCUGCAGUCUUUGGACGGCUUUGUGUUCGUGGUCAGCCAGGAGGGACGCUUUCUUUACAUCUCAGAGACAGUUUCUAUCUACCUGGGACUCUCGCAGGUGGAGCUCACGGGCAGCAGCGUGUUCGACUACAUCCACCCGGCCGACCACGUGGAGAUGGCCGAGCGGCUGGGGAUCAGGCCCCACCUGCGGGCCGAGGCCGGCUGCCAAGUCGGCCCCGAGAGCGCGCCCUCCAGUUCGGCCUCCGCCUCCUCCCUGGCCGGCACGCCCGAGCCCAGCGCAGCGCCAUCCAGUCCUCACUCUCCCGCUGAUGAACCCCCCGACCGCGGCUUCUUCAUUCGCAUGAAGUCCACGCUCACUAAAAGAGGUCUGCACGUCAAAUCCUCCGGAUACAAGGUGAUCCACGUGACCGGGAGAAUCCGCUACCGGAUCACGAUCGUUCCGGGCUCCGCGCGUACCGUGCCCCGGCCCCUGGGGAUGGUGGCGCUGGCUCACACGCUGCCCCCCUCCACGCUCAAUGAGGUCCGCAUGGAGAGCCACAUGUUUGUCUUCCGGGUCAACAUGGACCUGCAGGUCACAUACUGCGAGAACAGGAUUUCCGACUAUAUGGACCUGACGCCAGCAGAGGUGGUGGGACGUACCUGUUACCACUUCGUUUAUGUGGAGGAUCUGGAGAACCUGCGGCAGAGCCAUGAAGACUUGCUGAGGAAAGGCCAGGUGGUGACGGGCUACUACCGCUGGCUCCAGAAGAGAGGCGGCUACCUGUGGAUUCAGUCCACCGCCACCGUGUCCAUCAAUCACAAAGCUCCUCACGAGCGCAACGUCAUCUGGGUCAACUGCGUCCUCAGUCGAACGGAGCUGCCCGACACGCCUCUGGAUCUGCUGCAGCUGCCGGAGAGCGUCAGAGCCGAGCGACUUCGAGUGAGCUCCCCUCCCGCAAACAGCUCCCCGCAGGACCGAGGCUCGCAGCCAACAAAAAGCUCAGCGGGGAAGAAUGACCCUGACACGAAAGCCCGAGAAAAAUUCGCCACGGUCGCCGUCCAGCCCGAGAACAGGAGGAAGCGCCCGCUGAGGUCCGAGCCCGAGGGCGCCCCCACUGAGAGCCGCCGCCGUCUGGAGGAGCUGCGGCACGCCGAGGAGAGCGUGUCGGCCUCCUCGGACCUGGCCAGCGAAAGCGAGGGCGAGGAGGAGGAAGAGGAGGAGGAGGAGGAGGAGGAGGAGGAGCCCGAGUGGGAGCAGGGGGGUGACGGUGAAAAAUUGAAACAAGAAGACGGCGGAGGGAAGCCGAGCAGGGGGCCGCACGCCCCGACGAGAGGUGAGAGGGGAGGCCGGGUGCACAACGGGCGGGCGGUGAUCCAGCAGCUGAAGAGUGUGGUGACCCCGUCCCCCUGCAUUAAGACUGAACACGAGGCCCUGGCCACCGGGGGGCGCUGGGGAUCGCAUAGCAGCCAGCCCCAACCCUCUCACGCGCACACCCCCUCCAGCAGCCUCAACGGCAACAGUCCCAACACCCCCAUACUCGACCCCUCCUCCAGCAGCGAAGCCCACCCAAAGGCCCUCUUCACCCCUCCUUCCCCUGCCCUGUCCCCCGUCAUGCCCGUGUCCUCCCCCCUUCCCCGGGAGGAGAGGGCCCUGCCGGGGACGGUCAGCCGGGGCGGCGCACCGGGCGGGGGCCCCGACUUGGAGCUCCUCCAGAGACUGGCCGCAGGGGGCGCGGCGGGGCGGGUCCUCUUCCAUCCCCUCGCCCUGGGCCCCCAGGGACCCCAGAGCCUGUACGCCCCCAGCACCAUCCGCUACGCUCCCCCCGAGCUUCCCCACUCCCACCAUCACGCCGUCGCACACGGGGACGGCCUGCAGCUGCGCUCGGACCACCACAAGGGCCCCCCGCCGGCGUUCUUCCCCCACCUGCAGCGCCUGGCCGGCCUGCCGCCCUUCAGCGGCUUCUCCCCGUCGGACAGCCCCUUCUCCUCCGGCCUACCCUUCUGUAUGAACGGACUGCGCGGGGCCGCCGGCUCUGAGGAGGACUGAGAUCAUGAAGAAGACGUUGAAAAGCGCACAAGCGUCAGGACGUUAAUCCUCGGAGGACGUCGCUAAUUGGACGAUGUUAAAAGUGUGACAGGACGUUUAUUUCGGCGCCGCACAAGUUGACAGCGACUCGACCACUUUUGAUGGGAGCUCCCACGAGACUUUUAUGACAAAAUAAUGAACUGCGCGUGUCUAUCGCCAGACCACUUCUGUGUUUCUUCCACCCAGAGAAGCCAUAUUGUAUAUAGUGACAACAACCAUGAUGACCCUCAGCUCACAUAGCACCCCCACCUCGCCCGCAACUUUCACCCCAAUUAACACAAUUAACCCUCUCCCCGGUAGGGGAAAAAAAAAAAAAAAGAGAGAUGGACACUUGUAGGAGUGGAUUUUUAUUAUUGCAGUAUAUAUAAAUCAUCUUUUUGGGGGACUUUGAUUCUAGGGGUUACUUCAUAAUACAUUUUUGUAUUGAAAUUCAAAAUCAUUACAAAAAGAGUCAUAUUAAUUAAAAGCACACUGUUGGGGACACAAAUAUAAUUAAUAAUAAUAAUACGCCCAGAGAGAAGAAGAAAAUGGAAUUUAAACAAAAUGCUUUUUUUCUCGUGAAAUUAACUUUAUUAAGGAUUAAUAAUAGUACUGUCAAUGCAACGUCAUCCUGUAUGUGUAUGAAAGCCAUAUUUUUGUUUAAUUGUGUUGUUUCUACGUAAAGGCAAUGAAAGGAUGAAGAUUUUACUGGUUGCACAAUAUCAUCAGAAUAUCUUUUUAUCAUUUCAAAAGGUAGGAAAAGUUUUUGGUUUUUUUUUAGCACUUAACUGACAAUUCUAACUCGAAGCACUUCACACAGCUUAAUGUCGUCCUGUUAAAACAGAAAACAACGCAAGCGCAGUCGCCAUAUCGUAGCCGCCGUGCCGCGCAGCAGCCGAGGGAAUAAAUAGUCAUUGAUGAAGUAACGGAGCAUAAAAACGGGUCAUAAAAUGACAGCCAUUAAAGUCACAGUUGGGUCAGGAGACACUUUCAGUAUCAGUUGACUGGGGAAUAAAGCCCCAUCAGUCACUUUUACAUGUGGUGGGAUUUCACUGAAGAAUAAAAAUGGGGGGGGGGGGGGGGG